UUAGGAUAGAUAUUUGUAUCUAUGGCGACUCAAAAACAUAAACGACACAGCAACCUAAUUAGCUAUACUGUAUACAACAAUGUGGCGGACGCAAGCCCAAACUAUUUUUAUGGUUGUACUAUUGUUAAUCUGUAAUAAUGAAGUCAGUCCAGGUUUGCCAUGGUUCUCCAUAGCAACGCAAGGGGUCGAAAGGCAGGCUCGAUCGAUACAAGGGCCAUCUCCGGUGAUUUUUUAAAUCCAACGUCUAUACGUACACUAGCCAACGUUGACUAGCAAGAUAGCUAGUUUAGCCACAACUAGCUACCCACGAUUAACUAGCUAAUAGAGUAAGCUAAACAUUUAUUUCCUCAUCGUUCCUUAUCAGAUAUCAUUGUAUUACCGAGAGAAACAACCAACUCUGGUUCGAAGCCACUGUGACAGUCGUCUGGCCUUGUACAUGGGGAAGUGGAUCGCCAUUACAAGGACAUUUUUUGAGGAUGCAACAACUCCACUCCGCUAUGAAGGGGCUGAUAAGCUUCAUGGGUCAGUAAGCUCAGCAGCUUUUGUGUUGGACAACCUUGCCAUUGUGAUUGAUGGGAAAUUAUACUUACAUUCUCUAACUGAAGGGACAUGGACUCCUGCUCAAGGAGUGAAAUCCACAGUGUCUACGGUAUCCACACUACAGUGCUGCUUUAGUAAAGAGAAGGCCUGUAUGGAAGUGAGCUCUUGUGUUCUGCUGUACAAUCUAGGGAGUGCUCUUGAGGAACAACAGGUGUACCUGUCCAGGAAUGGAGGCAGCUUUUUUACUAACCUCCCGAUGGUCCCUAAGGGAACAGAAUUUAUCGGAGGGGUAUUAAACAUGCCCACUGUGUCAAGCAUUGUGGCUAUGAUCAUUAACAACCAAAGCAAGUUUUCUUUCAGAUUCAUUUCCUCAAGUAACUUGCUGCAGACCGACGAGCACCACUUGCCAGACCCUGUGUCCAGCAUCAGUGUGAUCCAGCCGGCAGGCUUCAGAGGUCACCUUAUAACAUGGAGUCCCCACAUGCUGCGUUACUCACCCAACCAUGGUGUGGUGAUUGCACCAGUAUAUGUGAUUGGAGAAGAAAAUACCUACCUUCCGCCUUCUAAUGUCACCAUUUUACAGGUGGCAACAGAUGACAACGGUGUGGUAGCUGUUCUCACCAGCGACGGGGUGCUAUAUUAUGGCCGGGCUGGCCUGGAGGCAAAUGCAGUUAAGUUUGUGUCUGUCAUUGACACAUCCAGGGAAAACCUGAUGCUUUUCACUGACUAUGGGGACCUGAUGCAGAUUCAAGUCAGGGAGGACCUUUUGUUUGGCGGGAUAGCCUUUGACAAGAGGGCUAUCGUUGUCCAGCAGGAGCUCACACGUACCACGCCACCUGUUCAGUCUUGCCCAGUGGAGCAGUUUCGCAGCACUUUUGAUGGGGAGCUCUUCUACAUGGGCAUGGGCGACCAUGUCUACCUGUCUGUCGUCUACAUCCCCUCUCCUCUCUGCACCUUCUUCCCACUGGUUACAGUGACUGACUCUAAGGUGCUGUCCUUCAAGGAGAAGUGUGUGGAGGAUGGCAUUACCACCGAGGGUAUCAAGAAAUACCGCCUGGACAUUGAAGUGACACAACUGUCUGUUGAACAGACAGAAGACAGAUCCCUCAAGCCCAGUCUACCAAAAAGCAGCCUCUCAACAAUCACAGUAGACCUGAUGGGGAGGGAUGUAGCCUGCAAAGACCUCAAUCCCCUGAAAGCUCACAUUGUCAUCGGAUGUCCUCCUGAAAAGCAUAUGCGAAUUGUGAGAAACAUAACCACUUGUAAUCAAGGCGUACUCACUCAAGAGCAGCUCCAGGACAACUUCCACUACGUCAUCCCCAGAGCUGCAUAUGACCCUCUACUCCUGUACCGGCCUGACUCUGCCUCUAGUGACCUGCACGUCUCCUACAACAUCACAGAAUACUUCUGCCCCCUACUGGUCUAUCAUGACACUCCUUGGAUACCCACUCUGGAGCUGUGGAACAAUAAUGACUUUAUAGAGCAGGUGAGCGCUGACUUUGUGAUGUUCGAAGUGAAUGGCAUGUUUAACUACAAGUACCUCCAGUCGGCAAAGGAGGCCCAGUGUGUUUCCCAACCCCAGAACUGGACCACUCUGCUGAGGCUGCAGCCAAACGGACCUAACCCCAACACAGCUUGGACUAGUAACAACUAUAAAAGCUGCAAGGACAAAUACGGUCCGCCGCUCACUGACCCAGGAGCUCAGUAUCAGGUCCUCAACAUGGGAACAGCAAACAGAAUCUUGUUUCCCAACUUCAAUGGGAUGUAUAUUUUCAAAGCCGUCGUGGUGGAUCCUAGCUACAGCUAUUGUAUGCUGUCCACCACAUUCAGUGUGUAUGUGUAUGGAGGGUUCCCCCCAAACAUUCUGCCGUCUGGGGUGGUGCUAAUACUCUUCCUGGCCAUCUUUGUUGUCUUACUGAUUAUUGGCUUUUUUCUCCGCCGGCCCAGUCACCUAAAAAUCAGUUGAAGGCAUACUUUACACACAUACACGUGUGACUUGUUGUUUACAACCAAACACACAGUUACGAUACAACUUAAAAUCAUAGAACAGUGGAAUCAGGGUUCUAUGAGAUCACAAGGUUGAACACCUGUCUGUUUUUAGUUUUUGUCAGGGUUCCUGCAUUGAGCGGGCAAACAUGCACCUCUGUUGACACAAAGGAAUAUAAUGCAUGCAUUCUGAGCACUCUGACAAAAAUGUGAUUAGCUGUUCAGCAUAUGCUUUCAGUCAGUUAGUUAUCCCAGUCUAGAUUUUGUCUUGUUUUCAGUUUUAGGAACUAAUAUAGUUGAUCUGAAAUGUAUUAAAGUGGGGUGGAGAAUGGUAAAUAAGCAAUAGGAAACUUGUAUGUUUUGCUUAU
Messenger RNA from Esox lucius (northern pike), 2894 nucleotides. RefSeq names its product cation channel sperm-associated protein subunit delta. The transcript is spliced from 21 exons. Gene Ontology annotation, cellular component: sperm principal piece; CatSper complex. The record is from RefSeq and is a predicted model, not a curated record. Gene Ontology annotation, biological process: flagellated sperm motility; sperm capacitation. The coding region runs from base 437 to 2506 and encodes 689 amino acids. NCBI's taxonomy places the organism in Eukaryota, Metazoa, Chordata, Actinopteri, Esociformes, Esocidae.